AUGGGUCAUUCGAUUUUGGAGAAAAUGGGAUGUUCCAACUCCAAAGCAUCGAUGAACAAGAAGAACGAGCCGCUUCAUCUAUGUAAAGAAAGGAAGAGAUUUGUCAAACAAGCCAUGGAUGCGAGAUGUGCUCUAGCCGCCGCACACGUGUCAUACACCCGUUCUCUCCGUAACAUCGGAGCUCGUCUCCGUCAAUACGCAGAGGCGGAGACGGUGCCUGAGGAUUCAUCUCCGUCGCUAACCGCCACAGAGCCUGAAAAGUCCCCUUCUCACGACUCGGUUGACUCGCCGCUGAGUCACAACUCGACUCCUAACCCUAACCCUAAACCCAUUUUGAAUGUAAGCUACAUGAAGACGGAGACUGGUAAUUCGACAGUGACGUUCACGAUUAAUCCCAUGAGCGACGGUGAAGACGAUUUGGAAGAGACAAUGCCGGUGUCAUCUCCUCCUCCUCCGCCGCGUCCUCGCCGGCCAGAGACGUCUUCUUGGGACUAUUUCGACACUAGUGAUGACUUUAGAUUUGUUGAGAGUGAUUGUGACGCAUCAGUUAUAGGAUUAGAUAAGUGUAGACAAGGGAAUGCUGCGAAAUGUAGGUCAGAACAGAGGAAACAGAGCUGUGAAGAUGAAGAAGCUGGAAAUGGUGAAAGAGAAGAUCCGUCAGAGUUUAUCACACACAGAGCUAAAGACUUUGUGUCGAGCAUGAAAGAUAUAGAACAUAAGUUCUUUAGAGCUUCAGAGUCCGGAAAAGAAGUUUCAAGGAUGCUCGAAGCUAACAAAAUCAGAGUCGGAUUCGCUGAUAUGACAGGAAAGGGAAGUUCAAUAGCGUUUUUUGCAGCUCUUAAGCGAGCUUGUUGUAGAGAGAAGAGUUAUUCACCACUUUCUUCUCAAGAGCCAUUGAGUCACCAAGUUACUAAAGUGAUUGUGUGGAAGAGAACAUCGUCUUCAAGAUCCUCAACUUCUAGACAUCCAUUGAUCCAAACAUCAAAAGAAGAUCAUGACGACGAGAGCGGAAGUGAUUUCAUGGAAGAGUUUUGUAUGAUCUCAGGAAGUCACUCUUCUUCGCUUGAUCGAUUAUACGCUUGGGAGAGAAAACUCUAUGAUGAAGUCAAGGCGAGUGAGAUGAUUAGGAAAGAGUAUGAUCGAAAAUGCGAGCUGUUAAGGUACCAAUUCGCAAAGGACUACAGUGCUAAAUCAAUGGAUAAGACAAGAGCAGCUGCUAAAGAUCUUCAUUCAAGAAUCAGAGUGGCGAUUCAGUCCGUUGAUUCGAUAUCAAAGCGGAUUGAGAGAAUCAGAGACGAAGAGCUCCAGCCUCAGCUCUUGGAGUUUCUUCAAGGGUUGAUAAGAAUGUGGAAAGCAAUGCUUGAAUGUCAUCAUUCACAGUACAUAACGAUUUCGCUGGCUUACCAUUGUCGAAACUCUACCAAAACCGCGCCGGAAAACGCUCUCCGGCGACGGAUUUCGUCGGAGCUUCUAGAAGAAACAGAGUGUUUUGGUCUGAGCUUUGCGGAUUUGGUCAACAGUAUGGCUACUUACGUGGAAGCUCUCAACGGUUGGCUUCACAACUGUGUUCUGCUUCCUCAAGAGCGUUCCGCAAGAAACCGAAGACCGUGGUCCCCACGCCGUGUCUUGGCCCCACCGAUAUUUGUCCUGUGUCGUGAUUGGUCGGCUGGGAUCAAAUCUCUGCCGUCGGAUGAACUAAGUGGCUCGAUCAAAGAAUUCUCGUUGGAUAUGGAGAUGUUGUGCGAGGAGAAAGGUGGUGGUUCGGUGGUUGUUUCGGAUGCGUCGAGUGUGCAUUCGAGUUUGGCGAAGCUUCUUGAGAGAUUGAAGAAGUUUUCGGAAGCUUCUUUGAAAAUGUACGAAGAUGUCAAGGUGAAAUGUGAAGCAGCUAGAGUUGCUUACACUAAUAGUUCUACUUCUAACUCUGUUGGACCAAUUAGGUACUAA
This is a messenger RNA of Microthlaspi erraticum, 1944 nucleotides long. The record is from the annotation of a GenBank genome assembly. Lineage: Eukaryota; Viridiplantae; Streptophyta; Magnoliopsida; Brassicales; Brassicaceae.